CAGUUCCAUGAUGUUACAAGAAAACCAGUACAGGCCUUUGUUCCCCAAGGCCAGCGAGGUCACGUGUCACAGUUCAGCGGUCGCGGAUCAUUCCAAUCCACAAAUAAAUUUAAUGGCCCUUGGAAAAACUCCAGUUAAAGUUGAGGCUCUUGAAGAAUUUAUAAAGAGAUAUCCUAACAAAGCUGAUGCAAAACUUUUAGUAGAUGGGUUUAAAUUUGGGUUCAAGCUUCAGUAUUCAGGUCCUAGAGAUUUUUCUGAUGCGAAGAAUCUGAAGUCUGCAUAUUCAAAUAAAUUAGCUUUGCAAGAAAAAAUAGAUAAGGAAGUUAAGUUAGGACGCAUUUCUGGCCCACAUCCUAAUCCCCCUUUUUGUAAUCUGAGAAUUUCCCCGAUAGGUGUAGUUCCUAAGGCUGAUGGCAGCUGGAGGUUAAUAACUCACCUGUCUUAUCCAUCAGGUCGCAGUAUUAAUGACAGAAUCAAUUAUGACCUCUGCUCAGUAAACUAUACAUCGUUUGACACAGUGGCUGAUAUGAUUUUUAAACAGGGCAGGUCUGCACUUUUAGCUAAGCGUGAUAUAAAAUCUGCAUUUCGUUUAUUGCCAGUGAAUCCCACUGACUUUCACCUUCUUGGAAUGAAAGUUGACAACACGUAUUAUUUCGAUAAAUGUUUACCCAUGGGUCUGAGUCUAUCCUACGCAUUAUGGGAAAAAGUGUCAACUUUCCUGCAUUGGUUAGUAAUUGAGGUUACGGGUUUGGAAACAUUAGAUCAUUACUUGGAUGGUUUUAUUUUUGUGGGAAAGUCUGGUUCUGACAAUUGUCUUACAUUGGUCAAAGCAUUUGAGGACAUAUGUUUACAAUUAGGUAUCCCUAUAGCAGAGGAAAAGUCUGUAGGGCCCGUUACGGUUUUGACUUUCCUUGGAUUUGAGCUUGAUUCGAACCAAAUGACAAUUCGGAUUCCGUUUAGUAAGAUACAAGAGCUUCUUGACUUAAUCCGGAAUUUCCUGUGCAGAUCAAAAGUAACACGUAAGCAGUUGCAAUCUUUGACAUGGAAAUUGUGCUUCUUUAGCAAAGCUAUACGCGGAAGUAGGGCAUUCUUGCGUCGCUUCUAUGAGGCCAUGUCUGGGCUAGAUAAACCCCAUCAUCAUCGUCGGGUCACGACGGACAUGAAAAAUGACUUACGUGUUUGGGUUUCAUUUUUGAAUAACUGCAAUGGGGUCGUCCACAUUCCUGCUAAUGUUUGGCAUGAUAGCAAUGUUUUAAAUCUGCACACUGACAGUGCAGGUGCUGCAGAUUGUGGUGGUGCUUGCUAUCUUGAUGGGUGUUGGGCGUUUUUUCCAUGGCCUUUUUCGUGGUCAAAGUCAUAAAUACUUAAAGAUAUGACUUUUCUAGAAAUGGUACCUGUAGUUUUAGCAAAAGCAUUGUGGGGUUCUAGAAUCGCGAAUAAAAAGGUAUUAAUGUGGAUUGACAAUGAAGCAUUAGUGAAAGUUUUAAAUAAGCAGUCUUGCAGAUUAAAAGCGGUCAUGCAUCUGGUGCGUUAUUUUGUGUUAAAAUCAAUGUCAUUUAAUAUUGUGUUCAAAGCUAAACACAUUGCAUCGAAAGCUAAUGGCAUUUGUGAUUCUCUUUCUCGGAAACAGUGGUCAAGAUUCAGAGAGUUGGCGCCAAAAGCAAACAACGACCCGGAAGUUAUUCCCCAAGAUUUUCUUUCGCUGAUAUCCACGGCGAAGCUUCAAGACUUCUAAAUGCUUCCAUAUCGGGGAAUACUUCGUCAACGUACCGUCUGGGUUUGAACCGCUUUAGGCAGUUCAGUUUAGAGUACGGGUUAAACAGUGACUGGCCACCCCAGCUUGAGCACAUUAUGCUGUUUAUAGCAAGUUUAUCCUUACAUGGUUUAUCGGCUUCUACAGCUAGAAUUUAUGUUGCAUCGAUAGGAUUUCAAUGUAAAAUAUUGGGAUAUGAGGACGUUACUAAGCAAUUCGUAAUAUCUAAAAUGUUAGAGGGAAUCAAAAGGUCAAAAACGAGAUCAGAUUGUAGACUGCCAAUUACGCCCAGUCUGCUAUCCAACAUCUUGUUAAAACUUCCAGCCGUAUGUACGAACGUAUAUGAAACAAUUCUUUUUUCAGCGGCAUAUUCGCUGGCAUUUUUUGGUUUUUUGAGAGUUGGUGAAUUAACAGCAUCGAAGCGUCAAAAUUUAAGUAGCACGUUAUGCGUUAAUGAUAUCAAUUUGAUACAGGAAAGUAAAACUUUGAUAGUUUCUCUCAGAUUUUCGAAAACUGAUCAGGAAGGGAAGGGCGAAAGAUUGCAAAUUUCUGCUCAAGGUGGUCACAUAUGCCCAGUUAAAAAUGUUAAAGAAUUCUUGUCUAUGAGGCCGAAAAUGCAGGGUCCAUUUUUUGUACAUUUUGAUGGUAGCCCGCUUACAAGGUACCAAUUUUCGGCGGUUCUUUCAAAAGCACUAGCAGUUCAAAGUCUAUCUCAUAUGUGUUUUAAGUCCCAUUCCUUUAGAAUAGGAGCGGCUACUACCGCGGCAAGUCUAGGGAUGACCGACAAAGAAAUAAAAUUAGCGGGAAGAUGGUCGUCUGAUGCAUACAAAGGUUAUGUACGUAGUCCAACCAGGAUGAUUCCUAAACUAAUCCGGUAGUUACGUUGCAUUGUACAUGUCUAAAUCCGCUGUCACGAUAAUUUUCAGUAACUUAGACUGCGAAUCGUUUCAUUCAGUAAUAUGUAAUUUAUAUUCAACCUUCAGGUCCCGGGAAA
Mercenaria mercenaria is the source of this 2747-nucleotide messenger RNA. RefSeq lists its product as uncharacterized. Gene Ontology annotation, molecular function: DNA binding. NCBI's taxonomy places the organism in Eukaryota, Metazoa, Mollusca, Bivalvia, Venerida, Veneridae. The record is from RefSeq and is a predicted model, not a curated record. The transcript has a single exon. Gene Ontology annotation, biological process: DNA recombination; DNA integration. The coding region runs from base 1852 to 2631 and encodes 259 amino acids.